AUGCUCUCUGCAUCCUCACCCAUUAUCUUCCCAAGCGACCCUCCUACUCCUCCACCCAAGCGCGCCAAACCUCACGAUAUUCAAUAUCCGACACAGAAACCCCGAGUUGCUGGACCAUUCGUGGACUCCGACUCUGAGUCAGAUGCGGAAACUGCGCCUCGAGCUGGCUCAAGGUCCCCUUCCAAGAGGCCGAAUUCAACACCAAUAGACGAUACUCAGGCUACUUCACUCCCAACGGCACCCCUAUGGGCCCAAUCAGAUUCACUACUUACAACACCCAUCUUUGGAACUCGCUCAAAGACUACUUAUAAACUGAAAACAUGCGAAGGCCGCGAAAUUACGAUUAGACAGCGAAAAGAAGUCGCUACUCAAUCGUACGAGUCCAUGGUAGCAGCUAGGUCGAGGACAAAAGAAGGACGGGCGAAACGAGACUACUAUGGCGUUGAUAUACACAACCUCAUCAACGCUGCCACGAAUGAAAUGGCGGAGAGGAGGGACAACCCACCAUCUCCAGACACCAAUCAAGCUGUUCGGCAGAUGGAGGCGGCAUCAAUAUCAGACAAGAAGCCGAAGAAGACCAUGCUAUGGACUGAAAAAUACCGAGCAAGAAACUUUAUGGAUUUAUGCGGAGACGAUUCCACGAAUAGACUUGUCCUACGCUGGCUCAAGAAAUGGGAUCCAUUAGUCUUUCCAGGCACGGCCAAAGCGAAACCCAAGCUUCAGAGACGCAAUGGACCCAAUUCCCAGGUAGAAGAAGAGAAGCCUCAUCGAAAGAUUUUGAUGUUGACAGGCCCGCCUGGCCUAGGCAAAACAACGCUGGCUCAUGUCUGCGCCAAACAAGCGGGUUAUGAGGUGAUUGAGGUCAAUGCUAGUGAUGACCGCAGUCGUGAUGUUGUGAAGAAUCGGAUUCGGACCAGUCUGGGGACAGAAAGUGUCAAAAACGUUGGCAACCAAAAGGCUCUGAACGGCUCGCAAAAAGUUGCUAAGCCUGCGUGUGUUGUGGUGGAUGAGGUUGAUGGUGUGGUGACAGGAUCUGGAGCUUCUGGAGAAGGCGGCUUCAUUAAAGCGCUGAUCGACCUCGUACUGAUCGACCAAAAGAAUGCUUCAGGGGUAUCAAAGACGUACGAAGGUAAAAAGAAAAAAGGCGAUGAUUUCCGCCUGAUGCGGCCCUUGAUUCUUAUAUGCAAUGAUGUAUACCACCCUUCUCUAAGGCCGUUACGACAGUCAAAUCUGGCUGAGAUUAUUCACGUCGGCCGACCAACACUGGACACUGUGGUGGGUCGUUUGAAGACGGUGUUUGAGAAAGAAGGCAUUCCCUGCGACAAAGACGCAGCACGCAAGCUGUGUGAGACAGCCUGGGGUAUGGCCAACGGUAUCGACGCUAGGCGAGGACAAGAAAGCACCGUACAGGGUGAUCUUCGAGGCAUCAUGGUCAUUGGCGAAUGGGUAGCUUCUCAGUUCAGAGUUUCAAGCUUGAAUGCUACCCAGCGUCUUACCAGAGAGUGGAUCGAGCGAAAUAUUCUCCAAGAGCUCGCCAACGGCGCCGCGGGGACUCGAGGCCUCGGACGAGGCAGCGUCAAGGACAUCAUCACUCGCCUUUUCCAAGAGGGCGGCGGGUUCCCCAAACAGGCGCUCAGCUUGUCCAAAUCCAAGACGGCGCACGAACAGCCAAAGACGGAGCUCGGAUUCGGAGAGCACCAAAAGAAAUACGCAAUGGAGUGUCUCAGGCAAAUGAUUGAUUCCAGCGGCGAAAUCAGCCAUGUCGUGACGGAAGUAUUCGCAGAGUAUCCAAACCGCGAGUUCAACGACGAUUCUUACCUCACGAAACCGAACCAGGCCUACGACUGGCUGUACUUUCACGAUGCCUGUCAAUCCAGGCUGUUCGCCAGUCAGGAAUGGGAGCUCUCCCCUUACUUGGCUCAACCCGUCCUAGCCUGCCACCACCUAUUCGCAUCGCCCAAGAGGCAUUAUGCCAAUACCAUGGCCAAUGGCCAGCGAGCCAGAGAAGAAGAAGCCGGCCCUUCAAUACCCUUCUCUGGCCCGCGCGCCGACUACCAGGCUUUUGAGGCUGAAAAGCAAACCCGCGCCCAACUGCAGUCUCUUCAGGGCCAGCUCAGCCCAACCAUGAUGCGCUUGUUCCGCAGCGCAGAAGACGUGGCCACGGAGUUCUUACCUUACCUUGCCCGCAUGCUAGCACCAGACGUGAAGCCUGUGGUUGUAGGCGGCAGUCAGGGCACCACGGCCAGUGUGCGCAAGGAGAGCGAGCGAGCCAUGGUCAAGCGCGCGUCAGAGGUGCUGGCAGAAGUUGGCAUUGCCUUGCAAAAGGGCAAGAUUGAGGCCGAUGUAGCAUCCAAUCGGGGGCCACAAUUUGUAUACCGCAUGGACCCUGACAUUGAUGCCCUCUCAACUUUUGAAACAGCUUCUCUUCUUACAUCCCAGCCCCCAACCCGCUUCGCCGUCCGCCAGGUCCUCGACCAAGAACUCCACCGCACGCUCGCCAUCCGCGAGACAGUCGCCCGCCAAGCACGCUUCCGAGCCGGACGAGUCGUUGGUGAAAGCGACCAGCACCAGCCACAGUCGCUUACUCAACCGUCAAAGGACGACAUGGCGAUUGUGGAAGACGGCUUGGUGGUCAAGAAGGACUUUUUUGGGCGCAUCAUCCAGGCGCAGCCGCUGGCGGAGGUGACGGGCGGUGCGAGGGAGAAGAAGGCGGCGACUCAGGAGAAGGUGUGGGUGACGUUUCAUGAGGGGUUGAAUAAUGCGGUGAGGAAACCGAUGAUGCUGCGUGAGUUUUUGAAUGGGCUGUGA
This is a messenger RNA of Trichoderma atroviride IMI 206040, 2808 nucleotides long. The record is from RefSeq and is a predicted model, not a curated record. Lineage: Eukaryota; Fungi; Ascomycota; Sordariomycetes; Hypocreales; Hypocreaceae.